UUGAUCAAGUGUACCAAGAAGAACCCCUUUUGACCUGGCACCGAGAACGUCAGUGGAUGUUAAAUGAAGCACGAUCUCCAACCUUCGUGUCAGACAGCAGUCGAAUUGAGUUGUUGAAACGUUUUGGUGGGACGUUUCUGGACCUGGAUAUGAUCACUCUUCGCUCCUUGCCCAGCUUCAGUAAUUGGGUUGGAUGGCAUGCUUUAGUGCAGAUAAAUAAUGCUGCCAUGAACUUUGUUAAAGGCCAUCCAUCAUUGCAAAUGGUAGCUUCAUCUAUACCAAAAGUAUUUGAUCCCAAAAGCUGUUGUAGAAUUGGACCAUAUCUCCUGUAUGAUGUUAUGCACGAAUUGUGUCCAGAUGUCACCAAUAGGCCCAACAUUACGGAAACGGAUGCGAAAUGUGGUAACGUGACUAUUUUUGCACGAAUUCGCCUCUAUCCCUUCUCGCCUUACACCGAGUUGGACUACAUCUUCCAAAAGAAGAAGGGAAAGGCACUGAACUUCUUCACGAGCCAGAAUGAUCCUUAUUUCCUGCAUUUAUACAGCUCCCAUACCACGAAGAUUAGAGUCCCUCUGGGGAAUCUAACCCUACUGGGAGAGGCUGCCAUGAGGAACUGCCCAAAAGUGUAUAAUGCCAUUGUAAAGCAUGGGUUGGAGCUGUGACUCUAUUAUGUAUAGAAGUCUUAACCCUAGUCUUUCUUGCUCUCUUUAAUACACACAUAUACAUACACUUAUGCAUAAACACACGCAAGCAUAUUCUCACAUACAACUGAAAAUGAAAAUAGAAAAAUCAUCUGCAUGGGGUAGACGGAGUAAAAUAGGAAGUACAAAGAAUAUAUA
Messenger RNA from Penaeus vannamei (Pacific white shrimp), 839 nucleotides. The record is from RefSeq and is a predicted model, not a curated record. Lineage: Eukaryota; Metazoa; Arthropoda; Malacostraca; Decapoda; Penaeidae.